Messenger RNA from Schizosaccharomyces japonicus yFS275, 3516 nucleotides. RefSeq names its product RNA-binding protein. The transcript is spliced from 3 exons. NCBI's taxonomy places the organism in Eukaryota, Fungi, Ascomycota, Schizosaccharomycetes, Schizosaccharomycetales, Schizosaccharomycetaceae. Gene Ontology annotation, molecular function: RNA binding. The coding region runs from base 75 to 1673 and encodes 532 amino acids. The record is from RefSeq and is a predicted model, not a curated record.
GUUUAGAGGCACUGACUUUUCUUGGUUCACCAAUUCCCCCACAACAAAAUACCACCGUGGCUGUUUUGCUCAGCAUGCAUGAGCAACCUCAUUUCAGUACUCAUGGAGUCUCUUUGCUUUCUAAAGACUGGGGGAAAAGGCCUGGAUUUGAGAAAACCGACUGGUUGCCUCGGCCGUUAGGACCUACACUGCCAGAGAUUAGAAAUUCGCUGAGAACUGAUGCGUCGGGUUUUUCGUCAUUUCUCGGUGUUUCUACACCAAAUGUUGCAGGAACUGUGGAACCGGUUGAUCGGUAUGGACGAGGAAUGGCUUCGAUGCACGUUUUAAAUCAAAUUCCUUCAACGCCCAAUAUUCCACUUCAUGAAGCAUUCAACUCGUCGUUAAAGUUAGAUGAAAGGAACCCAUUACUGGGGUCUAGUAAUCGUUUACUAAACGUGGACACGAGGAAUGAUGAGUUUUCUACGUUUGUGCGUCAUGGUCGGGCUGUGGAUGCGAAGAAUCUUGGUGCAUCAGCAUUCGAUCAAUUUCGACUGAACCCGGCUCCAACAUUGGUUUCACAACCAUCUCCCGCUCCUAUAGUGCCUACUACACCCAGCAAAUUAACACUUCCGUCGCCUCCCCCCUUGUCGUCCAUGCAUUUGUCUUCUCCGGCAGCCCAAUUGCAGAAGCCGCCCCCCAUUGCCAUCACUCCGUUCUCCAUCCUUCAGUUGUCGUAUGUACAAAUUUUGGCUCUCUGUCAUGACCAACUUGGUUGCCGGUCACUGCAACGCGUUUUGGAAAGUAACGAUCCGCUUGUCAUUGACAAAAUAUUCCGGACGACCUAUGAGUUUAUUCCGAAUUUAAUGGUCGACGCGUUUGGCAAUUACUUGUGUCAAAAGCUUUUCGAACAUGCUAAUGAUUUUCAGCGGACCGCUUUUGUAAAAGUAAUAUCCAGUAAGCUCGUUCCUAUUUCGUUAAACAUGCAUGGGACUCGGGCUCUGCAAAAGGUUUUGGAACUGGUGUCCCUUCCAGAACAAAUUGACUGUGUUGUAAAGUCUUUACAAAACAAUGUUGUUUUGUUAAUUAAGGAUUUAAACGGAAACCAUGUGAUUCAAAAGUGUUUGAAUCAGUUUUCCUCUGAGGAUUCCCAGUUUAUAUAUAGUGCUAUAUGUAGAAAUAUUGUCGAAGUGUCAACACAUCGACACGGUUGCUGUGUCGUACAACGAUGCUUUGACCACGCAUCUCCCGCGCAGCGCGAGAUGCUUGUACUUCAUAUUAUUCCUGUUGCCUUGGAAUUGGUGCAGGACGCCUUUGGAAACUAUGUCGUUCAAUACGUAUUGGAUCUCAAAGAGCCGGUGUAUACAGAUGCCGUUAUACGCAAGUUUUUGCAUAAGGUCCGCAUGCUGUCUGUUCAAAAGUUUAGCUCAAACGUGAUGGAAAAGAGUCUUUCCAUGGCUUCAGAUGAAUUAAGAGCUCUUCUUAUAGACGAGUUGUUGGAUAAGAAACAUUUAUCGAGACUUCUCAAGGAUCAAUUUGCAAAUUAUGUAGUGCAAACUGCACUUGAAUGUGCGUCCCCGGAGCAACGGGCAAAGAUGUUUGCUAGUAUUAAACCACUGAUGUCGCAGAUGAAGAACAUUCCGUGUGCCCGUCGAGUCUUAGCAAAGAUGGAGCGCUACUCUGUUGCUUCCUCAUAAUUUGCUUGUUUCAUUGUUUUUGAUGUUUUGAAUACAUUUGUCUCUGGUCUUGUACUCAUGCAAGCUUCAUUUAUUGGUUGCUUGAGUACUACUUUUUCCUGCAAAUGCAUGUUGGCGUAGAAAAGCUGAUUUGUCUGAGAAGGGUGCGUACUUGCGCAUUCAUUUAAUGUUCUCGCAACUUGAAUGUUUUUGGCUCAACGCCCUAUGUUGUAUGCAAAAUAUGUGUAAAAUAGUGUAUAUUAUACAUUAAGUUUAAAUGGGUAUUAACUAUCAUCAUAUACAGUGAAUGUCGUCGAACUUCAACUCUGUAGUGAAGGAAUCAAAGUGUGCAUUUUCCGCCCACUCCUGUAGUAGGGAACGACCAAAACAAAGGACAUUUUUAACAUCCAUAUGAUCCAGGAACAUGGGCAUGGGUGUGCUGUUCUCGUUUGUAUACAAUGCCCAAGUUUUGGGAUAAUUGCUCAGCAACUCUCGCAUUGGCAGUAAUGUGCUCGCAAGCUUAAAACAGUUAGACGCCUGGUACCAGGCUUCUCUCACUUUCACGGCAAGCUGCGUCAGACUUUUCAGCUCCUCUAACUCUUCUGGAGACUGUAGACCUUUUUUGGCGCUUAGGCGUUUUGAGACGUUGUGUUGAAGAAUAUCCAUACGUCUCAUCUCGAUCGUAAAUAUCCGUUGAAAAACAAUACCCAUAAUUUGGUUGCAAAGACUGCGUAAAUGAGGAUGCAUGUUUUGUUUGGGAUGCUGAAUGUAAUGAAUGUAUGCCGGUAAUGUACGCCAGUUGCUGGCUGAAGGAGGAGCUUUGCGUAGCUCAUUCAAAAAAUAGUGGGCUUCAAAAGCAAGUAUAUAGCACAAUAGUGCGUCCACUGCGUAUGUUUGGGAAUAUGUUCCUUUCUUGUCGGCCUCUUUCUUUUGGCGCUUACCGAUUACGGUGAACUUUUUGAAGAGAGAACUCAACUGUGCCUCGCGAUUUGAAGAAGGCGAGGAAACCGGCGUACUAUUUUCGGAUGAGUGUGAGUUGGUUGGCCUUGAACUUUCUGUUCCUGGAGUCUCAUGUUUCCGCAGUUUUCGAUAAUCCGAUAGUGUAACGCUGAGUUUUCGUUUCGCAUCUUGCUUGUCUCCAGCACUCGAUUCCUGUGAAGACGACACGGUUGGAGGAUUCUCACGCGGUCUGUUUUGUCGAGGAUUUGGAUUACUGGUUGCGAGAACCUUAGUAGAACUAUCACUUGUUCCAUUCCCUUCUGAUUUUACUGGCUUCGCAUGAUUAACAGGACUAUGAACCUUUGCAGAUGAGUCUUCUUGAGACCUUGCAGAAGGUUGUUUGGUUGUGGGUGAGGCCGUUUCUGCCGGCAAAUGUGCUUGCGUCUUGGCUGGAAGAGUCGGACGGCGCUGUGUAACGGAUGAUUCCGAGCUUUUGUUCGUGUCCGAUGGAGUAUAACCUUUUUUUGAAACUGGAGCCGAGGCUGCCGGCUUUGACUUUACUGUGGGUUCUUGUUUUUGCGAUGUUGUCGUUUGUGAAGUGCCCCCCGAAGUCCUAACUCUCGAAUUGGUAACAGCAGGCGGAGUGGUUGUCUGCUCCUCUUUGUGAGCAAGUUCCUGUUGCACUUGUUUUUGAGGAUUUGGAGUCGGAGAAGUAGGAGCAUCGAGUUCAGUCGAGUCAAAAACUGCAGGGAGUGUUGGACUCAAAGGUUUGGGUAGAACAGGAUCAUUAAUGAAGACGCUCGGAAUCGUCGGUGUGACGGGAGAAGAGAGCACGAAACGUAAAGAGGACUCAACCGUUUUCUGUUCUUUCGGCGUCUCCAACAUGAAUUCCUUCAAAGUCAAUGGCUUCCGUAACUGCAAUGAG